GAGUAAGCUGCAGGGCAACUCUGGUAGUGAUGGUGCUCUUCUUUGUGUUAUUAUUGUAGACAAAGCCAUAAUAAAAUUGAGAUUUGCCAAAUAAAUACAUAUUGGUACACGGAACGUGGAGUGAAAAUCGGAUUUGCGUCCCAGUAAAUAGCGUGUAAAACGUCGUAAAUUGUAUUUGGCUAAAAACCUAAUGCGCGCUGUUGAUUGGCGUCGCUCCAAAUUAACCAAAUUUAUUGCUGAGCCACAGACGGAGUUCGACAUAAUGGACGACGAGGCAUGCUUGACCGUUGAGAAAGAGCUCGACCGCGUUGUAAGCAAGUUGGAGCAACUGCACGAGAUCGCUUCGGUCGAAAUUGGAGAUGUUGCGUCGCUUAUGUCGGAACUGGUCAAUGUUCUGGGCAAUGCGGAGCAGAUGCUGGUUACCACACUGAAUGCUGGUACGCAAAUGAAUGCGCCAGGCACGAGCAGCACAGACGAUCCCAUGGGCGAUGGCGUGAACAUGCAGGUGGAGACAGAGCCAGCAGCUCCACAACGUCUGACCGAUAGCCAAAUGGAAAUAAUCAGAGAAGCGAUCUUGAAGUGCAAUGAUCGCGUACAGAAGCUGUCGACGGAACAUCGUGACUCGCAUGGUUCCGUUUCGAAGAUUGGGAAGGCCAUCGAUCGCAACUUUAGCUCGGACUUUAGCUCGACAAUGCGCGUGGACGCGCUGCAGGACGAGGAUAACCUAAUGCUGCUAAACAAGGCCAUUGCCAAACAUUACUGCCGUCAGGGCAUGGACGAGGUUGCCCGCACGCUAAUCAAGGAAUGUAAAAUGAGUGAGAACGAUGCCCAAGAUGUGUUCGAUUCGGAGCGCGAGUUCGCCGAAAUCUACAGCAUCUGGAUACAGAUACAGAAGCGUGAGCUGUCCGAAGCCCUCAAGUGGGCCAUACGCCACUCGAGCCAGCUGAUGGAGCGGCAUUCGCUCAUUGAGUUUCGGCUGCAUCGCAUGCGAUUCAUGCAGCUGGUUUCGUAUGGCCUGGAGUCCCAGCACGAAGCCAUCGUGUACGCCAGGACCAACUUUCAAAAGUUUGCCGUGCGUUACGAGCAUGAGAUUGCCAACUUGAUGGCCAGCUUUAUAUAUUUGCCCGGUGGCCUUGAGAAAACGCCGUACAAGAUCUUUCUAGCCCAGGAAAUGUGGACCGAGCUAUCGUUCACAUUCCUCAAGGACGCCUGCCAGCUGUUGGGCAUCAGCAAAAACUCGGCACUCUCGGUGGUCGUAAACGCUGGCUGCACCGCGCUGCCUGCGCUGCUAAACAUCAAGCAGGUAAUGCAGUCGCGCCAGGUGCUGGGCAUGUGGAAUGGCUGCGACGAGCUGCCCAUUGAGAUCGACUUGCAGCCAGAGUUUCGGUUUCAUUCUAUUUUCGCCUGCCCGAUUCUCAGGCAGCAAACCACUGAGGACAAUCCACCGAAGAAGCUGACAUGCGGCCAUGUCAUCUCCAAUGACGCCCUGCACAAGCUGAGCAAUGGCCACAUCCUGAAGUGUCCCUACUGUCCCGUCGAACAGAAUGCCGAGGAGGCCGUUCGUAUUUACUUUUAAAUGUAGACCCUAAUAACAAUUAAUCAUAAUAUCGCAUAUACUAUGUAAUAAAAUGUGAGCCUGCCUGUUGGCGCGCUUAAAGCAGUUCGAGCGUGGAUCUGGAGCAGAAAGAUGACAAAUUUCUUGAAUUUCGGCAACUUUUCCUUAAAUGUUAUUGAGCGCGCCACUAGAUUGUUCUUUAGCUAAAUUUGCUAGGCCGAAGCGAACUACUUGAGAGCCGCAAGUCCAUUAAAACAAAAAAAAUCCCACUAGUUCUUAAUUACAUGCAUAAUAAAUAAACAUUUAUCUCAAA
This is a messenger RNA of Drosophila virilis, 1868 nucleotides long. It is a transcript of the gene Sou, whose product is annotated as required for meiotic nuclear division 5 protein souji. The record is from RefSeq and is a predicted model, not a curated record. NCBI's taxonomy places the organism in Eukaryota, Metazoa, Arthropoda, Insecta, Diptera, Drosophilidae. Gene Ontology annotation, cellular component: cytoplasm; GID complex; nucleus. Gene Ontology annotation, molecular function: protein binding; ubiquitin protein ligase activity. Gene Ontology annotation, biological process: proteasome-mediated ubiquitin-dependent protein catabolic process.